This is a messenger RNA of Pogonomyrmex barbatus (red harvester ant), 3311 nucleotides long. It is a transcript of the gene Oatp58Dc, whose product is annotated as Organic anion transporting polypeptide 58Dc. The record is from RefSeq and is a predicted model, not a curated record. Gene Ontology annotation, molecular function: protein binding. Gene Ontology annotation, biological process: sodium-independent organic anion transport; transmembrane transport. Gene Ontology annotation, cellular component: basolateral plasma membrane. NCBI's taxonomy places the organism in Eukaryota, Metazoa, Arthropoda, Insecta, Hymenoptera, Formicidae.
AAACUGGUUGUACAGACGUAUUAUCUUUAGUUCAAUUAACUCUUUCCAUCGACAUUGGCGAAAUAUCUCCGUGGUAUAAAUCAUCGAGCUGCACGCGUAACAAUUACAGUCAACCCCCGGAUCUCCUGGCGUAGGUGUUGUUCGGGCGCGACCAGGUUGAAACAUGGAGAACACGUGACCGCGUGAUAAAGUGACGGGACACGAGGAACAGUGCGAGAGGAAGAAGAUUAGAUUCCGCGAGUGAGCGCGGGGGCGAGUCUGGACCGGACGAAAAAGCGAUGCCAAGAGCCGCGAGGACGAUCAAGUCACAUCGGUACCGUGCGACCCGCGAUUGAGGUCACUGAAUUCACUCGAAGCCGCUGGUGUUAGGCUCGUUUGCCAGUCGCGACGACUAGGUCGAGGCGAAGAUGAAGAACAACUCGAGCAAUUCGAACCAUGAAAAGAACGGGCCGGAGAACCUGAAGCUGCUACAGGUGCCGACGACACCACCCGCGACGCCGUCGUCACCCACGACGCCGACCAGAGCCCUCGAUGAUGUCUUCAAGGAGCUGCCGAUCACCGAUGACACCUCGUGUGGCAUAUGGUGCCUUAAAGGUCCAACUUUGCAAAAAUUCGCCAACAAGAAGGCAUACGUAUUUCUCUAUGGUGUGCUCGGCUGCAUAUUUUCCGCCAGUUACGCCUAUUUCAAUGGUACCAUCACCACCAUAGAGAAGAGAUUUAAAAUACCCUCGAAAACGACAGGUCUCAUCACAGUGGGUAACGACAUCUCGCAGCUUUUCGUAUCUGUCGCCCUCUCGUAUUACGCAGGAAAGGGUCACAGGCCUCGAUGGAUCGCUUUCGGUAUUUACACCGUUGUACUUUUCUGUUGUCUUACGAUGCUACCGCAUUUUCUCUACGGGCCUGGCGAGGACGCCCUGUCUCUGACCAAAGAAUACGGGGCAAAACCGCAAGGUACACCGAACACAAGCGAAAUUCCUGACAAACAUCGGAAAUUUCUCUGUUUGGGCAAAGAAACUCGCGGACCGGAUUGCGAGAUGGAAGAGGGGAACUUUGCGCCGCAGGUGAUCCUCUUUAUAGCCCAGCUAGUGUCCGGAGUGGGUGGUUCUCUUUAUUACACCCUCGGUGUAUCGUACAUGGACGAUAAUAUACAGAAAUCGAAAACACCGGCACUGAUCAGUUUCUCGUACUUUCUACGAAUGCUGGGACCCGCCAUUGGAUACGGACUGGCCUCAUUCUCCUUGAAGUUCUACAUCAGCCCUACUUUAUCUCCCACUAUCACGAUGCAAGACCCAAGGUGGUUAGGCGCCUGGUGGCUAGGAUGGAUUAUUCUGGCCAUCCUCCUUUUCAUUUUCGCAAGCGUGAUCGCUCUCUUCCCGAAGACUCUGCCAAGAGCGGCCGCUCGCAAAGUCCUAGCUCUGGAACGCAACAAAUCUGCCGCGAGUAUCAAGGGCGAGCAAGAAUCGGAGCUACCGGCAUCGAUCUCGGACAUGUUAAAAACGUUUAAGCGCCUGCUGACGAACACGACUUUGAUGUGCAACAAUCUCGCGACAGUAUUUUACUUUAUGGGCUACAUGCCCUACUGGAUUUUCAUGCCCAAGUAUAUUGAGACCCAGUACAAGCAAUCGGCGUCCGUCUCGUCGUUAAUCACCGGUACGGUCGGCUUGGUAUUCAGUGCCUUUGGGAUUCUGCUGUCCGGCUUGAUCAUCUCUAAGUAUAAGCCGAAAGCUAGAUACCUGGCGGCGUGGAACGUCAUGAUUGGCGUUAUAUCAAUACUAGGAAUGAUCUCUUACGCUUUUCUCGGUUGCUCGGCAAACGACAAUCAGAUUGCUAUUCAGCCGAACGGUGUUUUGAAAACGCAACUACCUUGCAACGAACAGUGUCAUUGCGACUACGUCACCUAUAAUCCUGUGUGCUCUGAGCACGGACAAACAUUUAUAUCUGCAUGUCACGCUGGCUGUCGCAGCAUGAAGCUUUACAAUAACGGCAGCAAAGUCUAUACAGACUGCAGUUGCGUAAAAUCGAAAUUGGCUCGGUCCCUGGCGCAUCCAUUCGCUAACAUUACGUCCUAUCCAUUCUCUACCGAAGUCCCGUUGGAAACGACCGAACCCACCGUGGAGAUUUUGGGAACGGCUAUUCCGGGUUCAUGUCCGGUAGAUUGUAUGCAGAAGUUCUAUAUCUUUUUGGCGGUAGUGUGUCUUCUCAAGUUUAGCGGCGCAACGGGAAGAGCAUCGAAUUUCUUAGUUUCCGUAAGAUGCGUCGAUGAGAAGGACAAGGCGGUAGCCAUGGGCUUCGGGUUAAUGAUAAUGAGCCUUUUCGCCUUCAUACCAUCGCCUAUUUUAUUUGGAUUUAUAUUAGAUAAAACCUGUCUUGUUUGGGGUAAAACUUGUUCGGGGACAGGGAAUUGCUGGUUGUAUAACGGUGAGGCAUUGAGGUAUUUGCUGAAUUUUACCGCAGCCAGUUUCGUAACGAUCGGUACACUAUUCGACGUGGGCGUUUGGUAUUUUGUCAAAGACGUGAAGAUCUUUGAUGAAGAAAUCGAAUUAGAAGAUAUAGCCGAGGAGCCUGGUGAGACGCUUUAAAGAAUAAUUAAUGAUCAAGAUUCAACUCCACUUUCGACGUUGCGCAGGGAGAGACUUCGAUCUUCGGAAGUCUUCGGAAGAAGGAUCGAACGACGAACGCGAAGCGAACGAGAACCGACAAAUAAAGACUUUACAAGUACCUUAAGCACCUCCUUAGCUAUUUAAAGCUCGUAGUAACCUAGAUAGAACCGACUGUUGGUAGAUCACCCAUGGUGUUCGCGAGAGAAGAGCGUGAUCACUGAUCUUUUAUUAAUUAUUUUACUAUUUUAAUUUACUUUAAUUAAUUAUUUUUAUUACAAACACUAAUGUAAUGAGAGAAUUCAUCGUACGUACGGUAUAAAUAUUCGCUUUAUUUCGGACUCAUAUUUGAACGAAAAAUAAUGGACGCCAAAUCAGCAUGUAUAAUGUAUACAUACGCUUCCUAUACAUCGUUGUGAAAGCUAAAAACAAUGAUUCACAUGCUACCGUGGACUAUCCAUAAAGUUAAAUAAUUGUACAUAUAAUGGUUAUACCUUGAAUUAGUAAAAAACAAUAAUUUAUCCACUCAUAAUGAAAUAAAAUGAUGAUGUAUUCGCUGUUAUUAUAACGCGUUAGAAGGAAUUUUAAUCUAUAUAUAAGUUGAUACUAUAAAACAACACACAAAGUCAUUACUAGCAGACAGGUAAAUGAAAUAAUUCACCAAAUUCGGAUAUAUGAUAGGAUUUUAAUUGUACAAUAAAUAUGAAAAAGAUU